GCAAACUGACUCCCCUUUCCUGUCCUCUCCGCUCCCGCUUUUACACUCCCUCUCAGACUUUAUCUGGUUUGCCCUGCAAGAGGAUCACCCUCGUUUCACUCUGACGACGGGAUAAGACAAGAAAGAGACAUGGCUUUCCUGCACAUUUUCUUCUCCGUGGCUCUUCCUAUUUUUCUCCAGACUUCGCAAGUAUGGGCCAAGGUGGAUGUCACCAUGGAGGACAGCGUGGAGGUGCACGUGGGAGAGAGGGUGGAGAUCCCCUGUGUUUACUCCAUCACUGAGGAGUCCAGCACCGUGAUGGUGCAGUGGUUUGUGAAACGUUGGUCCAGCAGCCAGCGGGAGAGGAUCUACUACGGAGACGAGAGCAUGCAGAUUGUGGACAGCGACACGGACUUCACGGGGCGGAUCACCAUCAGCCCGGCCGACGAGCGCGGCGAGAUGGUGCUGACCAUACAGGAGGUGCAGCUCGGGGACGAGCGGGAGUUCAUCUGCCAAGUGAACGGCAUGUCGGCCGGGAACGCCGAAGGGAAAACCCUGCUCAAGGUUUUCGAUCCCCCAGAAGCCCCCGUCAUCGAGGGAGUCCAUUCUGGAAUAACUGUGUCCACCCCGUACCCGUCAAAGAUUGCAUCCUGUGAAGCCCGGAAUGGCUACCCCAGACCUAACAUCACCUGGUACCGCAACCUCACCCCACUGAUCCCCUUGAAUGACAAGGUUAACGUGGUUACCCUGGUGACCCGGGAGUCCAGCAGCCUGUACACCAUUCAGAGUGAGCUGCACUACAAGGUGGCAAAGGAAGACAAGGACGCAUUUUUCCACUGCGAGGUCAGCUAUGCUGUCCCUGCAGCCGUGGGGACGGCCGAGUCGAAGCGCAUCAACGUCACCGUCCACUACCCAACCGAAGUCGUGGAGCUCUGGAAGGAGUCCCCCAAAGGGCUGGUGAAAGAGGGGGAUACUGUGCAAAUCCGUUGCCAUGGAGAUGGGUACCCCCCACCACCUUUUACUUUCACCAGAGAGAAACAGCCGGAAGUGGAUCUGGACUCCCACCAGGACUUGCUGGUUCUGGAGGACGUGACCCGGGCUGACAGUGGGGUCUAUAGGUGCCAUGCCCUGGACCUGGACACUUAUGCUGAGGCUGUGGGUGACAUGCAGCUGACUGUGCACUACCUGGACCCCGCUGUGGUGGUGCCCAGAGACACAGAGAUUCUGCUGAAGGGGGAGAGCCUGACGGCCACCUGCAAUGCCCAGUGCUCCGCGGCCACCUCCACUGUCUGGUUCAAGGAUGGAGAAUCUGUCGGGAAGGGUCACAAGCUGUUCCUGCAGGACGUCUCGUUCGAUGCCAUGGGGGAGUACGUCUGUGAGGUGACAGCGCCCUCUCUGCCAGGACUGCAGACCAGCGGCUCAGUGCGCAUCGUUGUUCAGGGGGCUCCUGAGAUGGAGGGGCUGGAAAGGCCUGUCGAGCUGGAAGAGGACAUGGAUAAGUGGGUGAACCUGUCCUGCGAAGCUCGAGGACACCCCAAACCCACCAUAACCUGGAGCGUCACAGGAAGUCAGACCUGGCGUGAGUCACCGCUCAAGGUGGCUGAGAACAGUGUCCACAGUUCAGUGGCCAUCAAGGUGACCUCUGACACCCAAGUCUCCUGUAACGCCACCAAUGACAUGGGGACAGAUGCAAGGUUCUUCAGCAUCGAAGCCAUUCCAGUGGUCACAUCACCCGCUGCUAGCACUGCAGUCACAGUAAGAGUGACGCCUCCAAGGAGAGUCCAAAAAGAGGGCAACGGCGUGAUCAUCAUUGUCAUCAUCGUCUGCAUCCUCCUCCUGGCUAUCCUGGGCAGUGUGCUCUACUUUCUGUACAAGAAAGGCAAAAUUCCCUGCGGGCGGUCUGGCAAACAGGAAAUCACUAAGGAGAAGACUGGUAAAGAUGACAUUGUCGUAGAAAUGAAGCAAGACAAGACUGAGGAGGCGGUCCUUCUAAAGGGAAUCAAUGGUGACAAGAAGGCCCACAGCGACCAGUGAGGAGCGCAUUGACCUCUGGGAUGGACGGGGGGGUAACAGCAGAGCUCUGAAAAAGCCCUCCCUUGCUCUGCUCAGCUCCACUUUGCCCGGGGAGCCCUUCCUGGAAACACCUGUGCAGAGGCCACCGCUGCCCCGGGAAAAGGCCCCUCACACUCUGCUUUUCACUAUUUAAGAGUCUGUCCAAAUCCGGUUUAAUUACGCCUCUAGCUCCGUAUCUUUUGGGUUAUUUUUCAAUGUUUCUGUAUUUUUUGGACAGAAAAUACCAUCAGUUUUUUUUUUUUUUUUUUUUUGCUUUUUGAAUUACUUUUUUGGUUUCUUUUUUUCCUCCAAAACAGUUGUUUGUUUUUUUAUUUCAUUUGCCAUGUGUAAGAUAAUCUGCCCUUUGCUACUGUCCUCUCAAAAAGUGUAUAUAUUAUAUAAAUAUAUAUAUUUAGUUAUUUAAGAUUAACCGCCUGGGAACCCUUUCCGAGUCCAGAAACCCUUUGGUCAUGACCGCAGUUUUGAGUUUGUAUACGGUUGUGUUUUUUGUUUUUGUGCAUCUGGUGGUUGGAACUUUUUUUAAUUCUUGAUUUUUGAUUGGUGGAGAGGGAUAAUAAUGGCAGAUGGGACAGGAAGGCCAUGGAUCCUUGUCUCAGAAUCAUAUCUGCUGUUACACAUCCCAUCCCCGUUUCCCUUGCUGGCUGUGCCACACUGGCUCCUGUAUACUGUGAGGACACGGUCUUUACACUGAAACAUUUUUUUGGGUAGGAUGAAGCAGGAAAGGAUCACUCCCCCUGCUCCCCCAGCUCUGUGCAGAUUCAUCACUCACUGUCCACUGUACAGCAGCAAGCAUGCUUUAGCAAUUAAUGUCUCUCCCCCAACAAAAACCCGGAUAAAUCCACACAUUAAUAGUAAUACUACUGCCAUUUAUGUCAUAGAUAUUAGAAAGAGCAAUGUUAUACGCUUGGGUCAUGAUCCUGCUGUUGCUCAGUAGCAUCUGUGAAAGCCAGAGAGCUUGCAAUGCCUGUGUGUGUGGAACGUCGAUCCCCUCUGUUCAAGUGGUUCUGUUUUAGGGAAAGUGCCCAGGGGGCCUAAGAUUUUGAAGGACAGUGUUAGUGGGCUGGUGUGGGUCCACCUCUCUUGUCUUUGUAGCGGAGAGUUGAAGCCAUGUUGGUGACGGCGAGGACCGUGACGUUUGAGAAGGACACGGUGUUGAACUCCUCUCGUCUGUCAAGCUAAAAGGGAGGGUGGACUCCCGGUCACCCGUCCGUCAUCCUUUCCAGGUGACUGUGUAUCACAGGUUGUCUUGAGAACAUGUGGGAGGUACCGUGCCUUGCCUCUCUUUUUGUUGGG
This is a messenger RNA of Anguilla anguilla (European eel), 3345 nucleotides long. RefSeq names its product melanoma cell adhesion molecule a (gene mcama). The transcript has 17 exons. Gene Ontology annotation, biological process: angiogenesis. The coding region runs from base 130 to 2013 and encodes 627 amino acids. Gene Ontology annotation, cellular component: plasma membrane. The record is from RefSeq and is a predicted model, not a curated record. NCBI's taxonomy places the organism in Eukaryota, Metazoa, Chordata, Actinopteri, Anguilliformes, Anguillidae.